ACACCAAAAGAAGAUUUUAUGGAACUUUCAAGACAAGUGGUGGAGUAUGCCGGCGGACUCCCUUUAGCUCUUAAAGUUUUGGGUUCUUCUGUUUACGGACGAAAUAAAGGGCUAUGGAGAGACAUAAUUGAUAGACUGAAGGAGAUUCCUAAUGAUGACGUUCUAGGAAAACUUAAGAUUGGUCUUGAUGGAUUGAAAAAAGACGAGAUGAGGAUAUUUCUAGAUAUCGCAUGCUUGUACAACAAUAGACCAGUAUAUUAUGUGGAACAAAUACUUAAGAGUUGUGGUAUUCACAUGGUAGGAAUAAGCCGCCUCAUCGAAAAAUCUCUCUUAUCCGUCAGUAGCUAUGAGUACAACUACUUUAAGAUGCAUAAUUUGAUAAGAGAAAUGGGUGAAAAUGUGUUGAGAGAAGAGUACAGAAACAGCAGAAUAUGGCUUCCUAAGGAGGUUCAUGACCUUUUCACUGGAAAGUUGAAAACAAAAAAGGUGGAAAGCCUACGGAUCCCAAGAGGUUAUCAUUUUAAAGUUGAUCAUGUAAAUCAUAGCGAGGUAUUCAAGAAAAUGAAAAGCUUACAGGUUCUGAUAUUUGAUAAUCAAACCAUUUGCUCGAAAAGCAUUAUCACUUGUCUUCCUUCUAGCCUGCGGUGGAUUGAAUGGCCGGACUACCCUUCAAGUUCAUUGCCGGAGGGGUUUGACCCAUCACACCUCGUUGGGCUUUGUUUAUAUAGAAGUCGUUUUGUUGAACUUUGGCCAAUACGAAAGAAAUUGAGCAACUUGAAGCAUUUGGAUCUCGGGGGCAGCCUCGAGUUAACGAAAACACCGAAUUUUGGUGAUAUGCCAAUCUUGGAGACGCUAAAUUUAUUUUACUGCAAGAAUUUGGAAGAGGUUCAUCCCUCUCUUGGACAUUGCAAAAUGCUUACUUGUUUGAAUUUGAAUGGUUGUGUCAAACUUAAGAAGCUUCCAAAAUUUGUUGCCAUGGAAUCUCUUGAGACUCUCUUACUUGACGAAUGCACAAGCUUAGAAGAAUUUCCAGAUAUCUGUGGAGAUAUGCCGCGCUUAUCAAAACUGGUUGUAGGAUCCCCCCGGAUAAGAAGCUUAACCCCAUCUCUCAGCAGCGCCGCCCUUAAUUUUAUGGAAUUGAGAGGUUGCAAUAAACUUGCAACGCUGCCAAACAGCGUCUUUGAAUCACAACAACUAGAACAUCUUUCUAUAAUUCGAUGUUCUGGAUUGGUAGAGAUUCCAACAUCUCUCGGAGUUCAAAAGAAGCUCUUUCGGUUAGCGAUAGAUGGAUGUGAGAACUUAAAGACGCUUCCGAGCUACAUUCAGAUGGAAUCCCUUCAACUGAUCGAUCUAACUAAUUGCCCAAAAGUAGAUACAUUUCCAGAAAUCAAUGGAGAUAUGCAUUGCUUGGAAUGCCUGACUCUGAGUUCUACUGGGAUAAGAGAACUGCCUUCGUCCAUUGGGAAUCUGAGCGGCCUCUAUGACCUCAAUCUGAAUGGUUGUGAAGAUCUUGUAAGUCUACCAAACAGCCUUUGUAAUUUGAUGAAUCUUCAGUAUCUUCAUCUUGAUGGAUGCAAGAAGCUAGAGAAGCUUCCAGAAAACAUUGGUAAUCUGCAAGAGUUAGGGAUACUUGACGCGACAGAAACUGCAAUCUCCCAACCACCUACCUCCAUCACCAAGCUUGGCAAACUGACGGAUUUAAGAUUCUCACGAUCUCAUGUUUUACAACAUGUGCUGCAUUCGUCAAGUUUCAUCUUGCCUGAACUAUCAGGUUUAUCCUCCUUGACGGAUCUUCAACUCAGUAAUCUCAAUAUUUUGGGUGGACUUCCUGAGGAAUUAGGUUCUUUGCUAUUUCUGGACGAGUUGAAUUUAAGUGGAAGCAAUAUUUCUUGUUUACCCAAAAGCAUCAAACAACUCUUACACCUUCAGUGUCUGGACUUACAAUUCUGUCAGAAUCUUAACGAACUGCCAGGAGAACAGCUACCUCCAAAUUUAACGGAUCUAUAUUUAGAUUAUCAUUUGUUCUUGAAGAGCAUCAGAGAUCUAGUAACUAAGUGUCUUAAGCUGCAUGUGCUGUCAGUAUCAUGGUGUGGUCAUGAAAAAUCUGAAUGUGGAACUGUCUCGAUGAGCCAAGUUAACGUGUUGAAGUCCCUACAACAGUUAAUCAGGACAUGCAUACAGUGUGACUUCCACCAAAGGGAUUUUUUUCUCACUUCUUUUCCUGAAGUCAGAAGUCCAGAGUUGUUCCAUUUCCAGUUUAUAAAUAAAUAUCAGAUCUCAAUCGAUCUGAAUCCAUCUUGGUAUACCGAUAAAUUCAUGGGUUUUACCAUAUGUUACGGUGAUAAUACAACAUAUGUGAGUGUAGUAGCUACAUUGGUCUGCAAAUCUGACCCUGAACGAAAACAUUCCUUGAAGUAUGUCAUCAAGUGUUGGCUCAAGUCGUCUGUCAUGUGUUUCAUCUACAUACCAUUGUGGCACGCUUUUGGCAAUAAAGAAGGGAAGAAUCCAAAUGAUUAUUACCUUUUUGAGGUAUCUUCAGAUCUCAGAAAGGAAUUAUGUUGGGGAAUUCGCCUCGAGUAUGAGAAUAAAAAUAAGAGAUGGAGAAGGAAGCAACGAGCGACGCAAGGUCCCAAACUCUUUCCAGUUCUGCCAAAAGAUACUGCUGAGUAUGACAUUGCCACAGAUAGGGGACUGUGUUUAGGAUACGAGGAAAAUGCGCUAGAGGUGGAUCAAGCAGCAAUGAACGCUCAAAAGGAACAUAAUUCUCAGAACGUUGAGCUGAUUGGAGUUUGCGGUAGCCCAUCGAGGAAAAUGGACGAUGUUUCGAGAAAGAGAAAGAGGAAAAGAAAUAGAAAGAAGAAGAGAAAGGUAGCAGCUGCGACAGAUGAGCGCAGUUUGCAUGACAAAAGGGUUACCUAAACGAGAAAAUUAUGGUUAGACGCCUUGAUGAUAUCUUUAAAUUUUCGGGUUCAUGUGUAUUUUUGCACUUAAUAUCAUGUUCCUUGGUUGUAGGAAGCAUCAGAUUGCUUGUUUAAUUACGCUAUUUAUAUCAAACUUAAGCAGGAAAAAAACACAUCAUUUGUUUGAAAUCUUGUUACAUCUAAUGGAAGCAAUUUUGACCAUA
Messenger RNA from Capsicum annuum, 3124 nucleotides. Its product is annotated as disease resistance protein Roq1. The coding region runs from base 19 to 2919 and encodes 966 amino acids. Gene Ontology annotation, biological process: defense response. The transcript is spliced from 4 exons. The record is from RefSeq and is a predicted model, not a curated record. Lineage: Eukaryota; Viridiplantae; Streptophyta; Magnoliopsida; Solanales; Solanaceae.